AUGAGCAAAACCAGCUACGAGUUCAUCUCGGACGGUGAAGAUGACGAGCUGCUCAAGGACCUCCCCAUAAUCACAACAACAAAACCCUUUUCAUCUUCCACAUCAUCCUCCAAGCCACUUAUCCCAGAUCUUUUUGACACACCGUCAGGGCUCCCCUCGGAAACAACGGCUGAAGAAGAUUACGAUCUCGAUAGCAACUUGUCAAGUUCACAGCCAGUCCCCUCAUCACCUCUUCUAUCAUCCCCAGUAUCGUCGAAAUCUGUAAGCCCGAUCAGACGCCGGUCGCAAACUAACUUUUUGGCCGGGGCAAACAGUAAAGGACUUUCACGGAGUGCAUCAUCGCCGUCCACUCUAGCUGAAUCGAACCCUAAAAAACGAGCAAAGCGUGGGGCUGCUAAGGCGACUAACCAGCCGUCGCUGAAUGAUUUUUUCCCUCCGAAAAAAUCAACAGCUUCUGGGACCAAGCAAAGUUCAUUAAAUGAGUUCUUUAAUAAGGGAGCUCCACGCACCCGUGGCUCCAAGAAAGCAGUGAAGGGUAACAAUUUGUUUGACUUCAAAGUUAGUGAGGACACAAUGAAACUCGUCAAUAGUUUAAAUGCUCUUGAGGCCCUGGAACAUGAGGACGAGCUGGAGCGUGAAAAAGUACGUUCCAAAGUGGCUGCCUUACGCGAGCUUGAGGAGUCCACUCUCGCCGAUCUCACCCAGCGCAUAGUCUCAAAUGGGUUUAACGGUGCCACUGUUCCUGGCCCCAAAGUCUGGCCCGGUGCUGGGUUUGAAUGUACAAAUACAUCGACUAAACCAAAGAAAUCAACAUCUUCCAGAACAUCCCAACAACGGCGUGGCGCAAAACACUCUGUCCAAGAAGAAUCAAUCGACGACCUGGUGGCCAAACGAUUUGACGUGGCACGCGAAACUGCCCGCAUCAUGUAUCGCGAAAAAACAGACCCUGGCGGAUCUGACUACAGAACGUGCAAGGAUUUUUAUCUUCUAGCACCCAUCUACGUUCCUUACAAGUGCGAUCCACCAUCCAACCUUUUCGGUAGCGGUAAUGCCUCUGGCCCCAAGUUACCUCCAUGGGGGGUUCUUUCGUAUGCUACCACCCCUCAUUUUGCCGUGGAGUCUGGCACACUCUUACGCAAGUUAAAUGCCAAUCAGCCUGAUGAACAAUCACCCACAAAGCUACCACUGCCUGUUUGGACUUGGAUUCUGUUUUCAUUCAUGUCGUCGCCACAGGCUGCAAACGACGCAAUCAUUAAUAAGUAUGUGGAGGUGCUAACGACCGGAUACAAUGCAACUGAGUGGGAUCAUGUGGAUACACUGAGGCAGGUUUUCGCAAGCGUUGGUCUAUCGAUAGAAAUUUUUGAUAAUAUUACAGCAUUGGUUUUUAAGAAGGAUACCUGCGAGCACAAUUCAGACCAACAGUCCCCCAAGUCUGCUCUAUCCCAGUUCAAUUUUGACACUUUGUUGAAACCCGUGUUAGGUCCACGGUACGUAUUCCCACAAGUGCAGGCUGUCAAGAUGGCCACACGAGUUGCACUCGGUAUUGUGGAACAGGUGGCUGCUGCUGUUUGUGCCGAAUUGCCUCAAACCACUUUGGAGUCUCUCCAACAACUCGUUUUUGUGUUGCUGGCACUCAUUUCUACCGACGCUUCACUGCUUUCACAAAUCAGCCAACUGGACCUUCCAGUUGCCUUUGCCCGCCUUUUGUCCACUGUCUCUGCAGAGCGUUGGACUAAUGACGAUGGUACCACUACGUUCGAUAAACAGGCAAACACAAACACCACAACUCAGUCAUGCCCAACUGACUUGCUUCCCUUUUUGCCGACAAUCGCCCCCAAAUACAAGGAUACCUUUUGUUACUCUCUAGUCAAUACCAUCGCCCGUGUGCUUCCACCAUCACAAGUAAUUUUGCGAUCUCGUUUUCUUGAGUCUCUUUCGGAAACAAGUAGUGCCGGUCGUAUGUUUGAGCUACGGCAGUACCUUGCUACGGCCUUUUUUACCACAUCCACUUUCGACAUGCCUCAAGGUGCCAGCGACCUUGACACUUAUGCAGACCCACUCGAAUUUUACUUUGACCCAGAAGAUAUUGCGGCCACCGUAGAGCGCACCAUUCUCCCCAUCAUGUUCCGUGAUCCUGUACUUGCAAACGCCCGUGCAUACGGGCUAGAGCUUGUCACACGCAAAGCUUUAGAUCCAUACCUACAGCAGGGCCAGACCGAAGGUGUGCGGAAUAUUUUCGAGUCUCGUCGAGCCGCGUUACUGUCGUCAUGGCGAGACAACACAAAUACGCUGACAGGGCUUGCUGAAACACGCACGCGCCUGUGCAUAUUAUGCACAUAUGUGCUGCACCAUCUUGUGCGUGUUGCUGAACCCCUACGUGAAGCCCUGAUCCAUCGACUUCAGGAAGUAACGAGGGUCGUGCUCCAGCUGCUGCGGGCGGGUCCCGGCGGUGCCGGGAUUAAAGACGGCCACGAGGAUGAUGAGGAUGAGGAUGACGAGGACAAGGAAGGCGAUGAAGAAAUUAAAGUACCCGACCAGGAAAUUAUGACUGACCUGGAUGAGCCGAGGUCGCCAUCAGUGUCAUCACCUACGAGCUCUCCGUCUCGGCUCUCUGAAGACCCUGAACCUGUUCUUGGUCCAUGUGUUGUUGUGCGCGCGGCUGGUGAAUCGCCCACACACAGAAAGUCUGCGUCUUCGCGGCGAUCUUCAGCGCUGGCUGCUGCUCUUGCAUUUGCUCAGGCGCAGCCAGAGGUUCGUCGCAAGAUAUUACCUGCGGUGAUGACUACUGAAGUGUCGAGGGUGAGUCGUCGGCCGCAGUUUUUGCACGAGGGAUUGACACUGGACAUUGCUGCGGCAUCCGUUUUGCAAGAGCUGCGCGACUUGCGACCGGCGGAAGAUGGAUACAGCGCAAAGACAUCGACAGCUUCCAGAAUUGGAUCUGGGUAUGCCACACCUAUGCGACGUGAAGGCGAGAAUGGAGACAAUGAGCAAGGUCAGGGUGAAGAGGAUGAGGAAACAAAAAUGAUGCCGCCUAAAAAGAAGAUGAAGGUGGUCUCAUUUGACGAGGACACAAAAAUGCAUGACGGGAAAGAAGCACCGGAGGUGGAACUCGCUGAAAAAAAGGAAAACGUUAUAAUGGGAAUUCAAAGUCAAAAACCAGUCAACCCCACGUUGGAUUUUGAUCCCGCGGCUCCACCCACAGGCGUGCGGCCCAAAAGGCGCGUCAUUCACCGGCGGCGUCCUGAAGUUGUUCAAUCAUAG
Messenger RNA from Magnusiomyces paraingens, 3261 nucleotides. RefSeq lists its product as uncharacterized. The transcript has a single exon. Lineage: Eukaryota; Fungi; Ascomycota; Dipodascomycetes; Dipodascales; Dipodascaceae. Bases 1 to 3261 code for a protein of 1086 amino acids. The record is from RefSeq and is a predicted model, not a curated record.